Cornus florida is the source of this 1122-nucleotide messenger RNA. RefSeq lists its product as uncharacterized. The transcript has 4 exons. The coding region runs from base 1 to 1122 and encodes 373 amino acids. The record is from RefSeq and is a predicted model, not a curated record. Gene Ontology annotation, molecular function: protein dimerization activity. Lineage: Eukaryota; Viridiplantae; Streptophyta; Magnoliopsida; Cornales; Cornaceae.
AUGGUAAAGGCUUUUGCGUCAUAUAAUGAUGAUGUUGCAAGAAUUGUUCUUGAAAAUGCUCUAAAAAAUGCCAAGUAUACCUCGCCACAAAUUCAAAAGGAGAUUUUGCAUAUUCUUUCUAGAAAAGUGAGAAGUAAGAUUCGUGAAGAUAUCGGCGAUGCUAAGUUUUGUAUUCUUGUUGAUGAAGCUUGUGAUGAAUCUAAAAGAGAUAAAAUGGCUCUCGUUUUAAGAUACGUUGAUAAGAAUGGUUUUUUACAAGAACGUUUCUUUGAUCUUGUGCAUGUCAAAGAUACAACUUCUUUAAAUUUAAAAAAGGAUCUUUGUACGGUUCUUUCUCACUAUAAUCUUGAUGUUCACAAUCUCCGAGGUCAAGGUUAUGAUGGUGCUAGGAAUAUGCGUGGUGAAUGGAAUGUUAUGGAAAUUGCCCAUUUGAUAGAUCUUGAUGAACUUGAAACCGGCCGAGGAGCUAAUCAGAUUGUUCUUAACAAUCUCAUUGAAGAUGGAGGUAAUUACAAGAUCCGGGGAGAUGUUGAUACUGCUUUUAAUACUCUUAGAUCAUUUCAGUUUGUGUUUAUUUUGCAUUUGAUAAAAGAUAUCAUAGGAGAGUUGAAUAACAGAUUUAGUGAAAAGGCAAUGAAACUUGUUGCUCUCAGCUCAGCUUUUGAUCCUAGAGAUGAUUAUAAGCUCUUUAACGUUGAAUAUAUUUGCACACUUCUAGAUGAAUUUUAUCCUCAAGAUUUCACGGACCAAGAGAGGAUUAUGUUGACAUUCCAAUUACAACAUUAUGUGGUUGAAAUGCCUGUUCAUUCAUAUUUGAAAAACAUGUCAACGAUUUCUGAGCUAUGUAGAGGAUUAGUGGAAACAAAGAAGUCAAAAAUCUACUUUUUGAUUGAUAGGUUGAUUCGUCUUGUUUUGACUCUUCCCGUUUCCAUGGCAACUACAGAAAGGGCAUUUUCAACUAUGAAACUUGGCAAAACACAACUGCGCAACAGGAUAGAGGAUGAGUUUCUUACAGAUUACUUGAGUAUCAGUAUUGAAAAAGAAUUUGCUGAGACUUUUAGUACAGAUUCAAUUAUAGAUGAUUUUUCUUCUCUAAAAGAUCGUCGAGCUCAGCUUUUGUAG